This is a messenger RNA of Penicillium daleae, 522 nucleotides long. RefSeq names its product anthrone oxygenase family protein. The record is from RefSeq and is a predicted model, not a curated record. Bases 1 to 522 code for a protein of 173 amino acids. The transcript has 2 exons. Lineage: Eukaryota; Fungi; Ascomycota; Eurotiomycetes; Eurotiales; Aspergillaceae.
AUGGCCUCAUAUCCCCUUGGCUUCCGACUGGCGCAAGCUAUCGGCAUCUCCGGCGCCGCUUGGCUCUCUGGAAAUAUUGCCGCCCUCAGCAUGAAUGUCACACCCGCGCUACUCCGGUCCCGCCGUGAAGACAACGUUCCUCCAGCCACCGUCGCCAAGCAAUGGAGAAACAUGUUUGAGAAUGGAAAGACCCAGAAUCCACCCAUUGCAGUCGCUGUGGCAGCCUCGUUCUUGUAUCUGGCCUGGUCUGUGCGAUCGGGGGCCCCCUUGUUCAAACAAACUGCAUACAGUCGCUCUGGGCUAUUCUCAGCAGCAGCUGUCUUGACGCUUGGAAUUAUACCUUAUACAUUGCUUGCAAUGGCCGGUACCAAUAACGCACUCUUGGAAAAGGCCAAGUCUGCCCCUGAGAUCUCUGAUACGGAGACAUCGAGGCUGAUCGAGAAGUGGACUACCCUUAAUGCGGUCCGAGGAUAUUUCCCCUUGGCCGCGGCAGCGGUUGGACUGAUGGCUUCAUUUGUGUGA